Messenger RNA from Cantharellus anzutake, 2229 nucleotides. RefSeq names its product PIN domain-like protein. The transcript has 6 exons. The record is from RefSeq and is a predicted model, not a curated record. Gene Ontology annotation, molecular function: DNA binding; 5'-3' exonuclease activity; 5'-flap endonuclease activity. The coding region runs from base 110 to 1987 and encodes 625 amino acids. Gene Ontology annotation, cellular component: cytoplasm; nucleus. NCBI's taxonomy places the organism in Eukaryota, Fungi, Basidiomycota, Agaricomycetes, Cantharellales, Hydnaceae.
AAAGGUCUCAGAAGUUCUCACGGCCGUUUUUGUUGUUGCUGGGCGCUUUUGAGAGCGAACGUCAUAAGAGGCUGUCAUCCAAACCGUAUAGCGCGUCGGUGCUGUGAGGAUGGGUAUCCAUGGACUAGCGCCUUUCCUUCAGAAGACUUGUCCCGAUGUCAUAAGAGAGUUGCCGAACCGGCUUAGGGCCCUAGCGGGGAAGACCAUAGCCGUCGACGGAACUCUAGUGACACAACGGCUGCAUUUCUCGAACAUCCCGUACGAGUUCAAACACAUUCUUGGGUGGCAUAGGCUAUUGAUGGAACUGAGGGAUAACAACGUUGGCGUGAUAUGUGUAUUUGAUGGAAAGGAACGAAGUGAAGCCAAGCAGGCUGAGACAGAACGGCGACGCGCGGCCCGCUCCCUAGUGCUUGCUCGGAGCACAAUGGAACUCCAGCGCUCACGUCGUUUGCGGCAGAUGAGCGACUUACUGCGGUACCACGCAUCGAGAUCUCCGGGUAAUCAGACGUGCUACACUCCUGAAUUCAUAAAAAACACUCUGGUCCCCUUUCAUGCUGUAUCAGUCGCUUCUGAGGAGAUUAACGUGAAGAAACGCGAAGAAGUCCAACUUGGGCAGUUAUUAUCCGUUUCCCUGCCAAAGUUUGCGGCGAAUCGUUCUGCAGUAGCACUGAAUGAUGAUUCAUCGCUGAACGGCAGAGCGGAUCGCAUACCGCUAUCCCUGUUCUCACUGCACGGCUACCAGAAAUCUCACUCUGAACCGAAUCAGGAAAAUCAGCCGACUCUAUCACCCGCGCAAACCCCACCACCGGAUCCCCAGGGAAUACCCUUGCCCCAAGCCUCAACGGACGACAAUGUCGCCGCACCAACAUCUCCUUCAGGCCUGCUGCCGAUUUUGUCUAGAGCGACACCAGCUGAUCGGGGCAGUUUUAGCGACUUAGAGGAAUAUUAUCGCGCCUAUCGAAGGAGCGUCCCACUUUUUACCGUACCGCCAAAAGAACCCGCAACUGGAAAUGCGUCGACGCCUCGGACGAUGCAGAUGGAGGAUCCCUUGAGUGUUGACGAUGAGAGGGCUUCACAAUAUGCGAUCUCACGAUCUCAACACGAGAUGACCCUUCAAGAAGGUCUCAUUUGGGACUCAUUCUUCCAAACGCAAGAUCUUAGAUCCAGUGCAGAGCAGUUCGAAAUCCUUGCUGGCAAGAGUCAAGCACUGUAUAAGUCGUAUGAGCAUCGUGGAACACCGCCCACCGACAACACGUAUGUAGAGUGUAAGCUUAUUAUCGAAGCGAUGGGUGUUCCUGUUAUAGACUGUCCCCGUCCGUUCGAGGCCGAAGCAUUGGCAUCAAGUCUCGUCUUGAACGGUCACGCCGACUACGUUGCGAGUGAGGAUACGGACGUGUUGGUUUACCAAGCGCCUCUCAUUCGCAAUCUUACGAACCGAAAUGAGAAUUUAACUCUCAUUUCAGGCGCGGAAGUUCGAGAGCGACUUGAUUUGCCAUUGCAAUCUUACAUAGACUUUGCCCUCCUGCUAGGGACUGACUUCAGCCAGCGUCUCCGCGGUCUCGGGCCUCAUCGCGCAAUAGAACUCAUUCGAGCUCAUGGAAGUAUUGAACAAAUCCUCGACGCGCAAACACGACUGACACCGCCGAAUAAGUCACUAUGUACUCCCCGGCGUACAAGGACAACGAGGCCGGUUUCUAAGAGAGUCUACUCCCCAGAGCCACGGGCUUCUCGUGAAGAGUACCUCCUUGAGGUGCAGAAAGCCAGAAAGAUAUUCGAAACCCUCCCUCCCCUCCCAGAGAAUCUGCGGUUCAGCUUGAAUGCAGAGCGAAAAUACGACCAUACCCAGGUAGCAGAGAUCUUAGCGGAAUAUGGACUACCACGGUGGCUGCCAGAGGACGAAGCUGUGAUGCUUGAUCUUGACGUUGAUUACUUUUCGAACGCCAAUGCGACCGUUGGCAUGCAACAAUUUCAGGAGGCCAGGCCUUGACAAGGGCAUUAUUCCAUUUCUCUGUGAAGCCUCUACCUGAUGUGAGAUGCCCAAGCGACCUUUGAUCAUGCGUUGGGGCCCACCCCCCUAUGGUCACACUCUUCCCCAUUUUCCCUAAGCGCACAUUCCCAACUCCUUCGUUGACAGGCCUAGCGUCUUCACACUUGGUCCUUCAACACUCCCAAUGUCGAUCAUGUCUCCUUUGCCCGAAUGCCGGUGCCGUGGGGCCGUUUUAAUUCCUU